GUAGAACAGGAGUGAAGAGAACAGCUAAGCUAAAUAGUUAAAACAUGUAUAACUAGAACAACGCAAAUAUGGAACAACCCCCACUCCAACAGACAGAGGAUAGAGGAUGGUGUGAUUUUUUUUCCACAUUCCAUAACCCAUAUAAUGGCUUUGUUGAGUCAAAAGAACAGUUGGAGGAGCUUAAGUGGCACUAUGAAGUGGAGACAAAAUCAUAUUUUGUUUCUGUGAAAACUUCAUCCACUUUUGGAAACACUGCUCUGAAAGAAGAUACUCUAAGAAAUAAUUGCAGUAAAGAAUCAAAUGUAGAUACUCACAGAAAAGCAGAUUGUUGAACCAUCAAAGGGAAAGGUUGUUUUUCUCAACCCUUUGGGAGCCUCACCAAAUCAAAAGAGAACAGUUCUUUUGUAUUGGAGAAAAUACAUAGGACAGAUGCUUCUUCUUCAUCCAGAGAAUGGGUACAAAAACUGGACACUGGAAGUAGUACCUGACCAUUCCAAACAACUAGAUGGAUCCAGUUGUGGCAUCUUCUGUCUUUUGUUUGCAGAGAAAUAUCUGGCUGGACAAUCUCUGCUUGGUAUAACUCAGGAAGAAGUAAAUUAUAAAAGGGUAAUGAUAGCCCACACACUGAUGAUGUUUGAAGGACACAUGGUGGGAUGCUGUCCAUGCUGUGGAUUUCGAACAAAUGCUGAUGAAGAACAAUUGAUUCAAUGCAAAAUAUGCAAGAAUUUGUUCCACAGAAAAACCCAUUGUGUUGGUGAGGCUUUUGCAACUGGCACCAGCAAUGAAGACUUUGUUUGUGAAAUAGACAGAACAGUUGAAAAUAAAUGAGCUAUUUUGUAAAUAAUAAUCAAUUUUGAAAUAUUUAUACAUUAGGGAUAGUCAACCAUGUAAAAUGAGUUUUGUUUUACUGAGAUCAAGUGUUGUACAGUUAUAUUUCUGUGUAGAACAUACUGCCAGGUUACUGAAGUUAGUAUUAUGCCUGUACUAACCUCUGUAACCUGUUUAUACAUAAGGGGUAGUCAACCAUUUAAUAUGAGUUUUGUUUUACUGAGAACAAGUAUUGUACAGUUAUAUUUCUGUGUAGAACAUACUGCCAGGUUA
This is a messenger RNA of Mytilus trossulus (common blue mussel), 1101 nucleotides long. RefSeq lists its product as uncharacterized. The record is from RefSeq and is a predicted model, not a curated record. The transcript has 8 exons. Bases 430 to 828 code for a protein of 132 amino acids. NCBI's taxonomy places the organism in Eukaryota, Metazoa, Mollusca, Bivalvia, Mytilida, Mytilidae.